Molecule: messenger RNA, 1611 nt
Organism: Spinacia oleracea (spinach)
Lineage: Eukaryota; Viridiplantae; Streptophyta; Magnoliopsida; Caryophyllales; Amaranthaceae
Product: pheophytinase, chloroplastic
Exons: 8
Coding region: 163-1308 (381 amino acids)
Source: RefSeq, a predicted model, not a curated record
AAGAAAACAAGUGAAGAAAAGAAAAAAAUCCAUGGACAAGGAAGAGGAGGAGAAGAAAGGGAUUUGGAGCAACUGUGACCACCAAAUACUUUUCUUUUUCUUUUUUUAUUUUUUUAUUUUUUUAUUUUUGGUAGCACAGACUACACACAGUAAAAUACAGAAAUGAGUAGCUGGGAAAUCCCAGUCUGUAAAACAGACCUCCAUUUCCAUGGCAGCAGCAGAACAAGCAGCAGAAGAAGAAGAACACCAACAAACUACCUUGAAAUUUCACAACCUACUUUUCAUAACUCUAUUUUUUUACCCAAAUUAUCAACCUCCUCAAUCUCAACAAAAUCCAAAAUUAUAGUAAACUCUUAUUCUGCUGAUAAUCCCACUAACACCCUUGAACAACAACCACCUGUCCAUUCUUGCAAGUGGAAAUGGAGGGAUUAUUCAAUCCGAUAUCAACAAUGUGGAGAUACUGGUCCUGCACUUGUUCUUGUCCAUGGCUUCGGAGCUAACAGUGAUCAUUGGAGGAAAAACCUACCAGUUUUGGGAAUAUCACACAGGGUUUACUCCAUUGACCUCAUUGGUUAUGGUUACUCUGACAAACCCAACCCUCGCAACUUCGGCCUUACUUCUUUCUAUACCUUCGAUACGUGGGCUUCCCAGCUUAAUGACUUCUGUAAUGAGGUGGUUAAAGAUGAGGCGUUCUUUAUCUGCAACUCCAUUGGAGGUCUUGUGGGGCUUCAGGCAGCAAUUAUGGAGCCACAGAUAUGCAAGGGUGUUAUGCUUAUAAACAUAUCUCUUCGAAUGCUUCACAUUAAAAAGCAGCCUCCACUCGGCAGACCUCUAAUCAAAGGCUUUCAGAGUUUACUGCGAAAUACUGGUCUUGGUAAAUUGUUUUUCAGAACAGUAGCCACACCUCAAUCUGUCAGGAACAUUCUGUGCCAGUGUUACAAUGACACAUCUCAGGUGACAGAGGAACUUGUUGAGAAAAUCCUUCUUCCUGGGUUAGAACCUGGUGCCGUUGACGUGUUUCUGGAGUUUAUCUGUUACUCAGAUGGUCCUCUUCCUGAGGAGCUAUUGCCUCUAGUCAAGUGCCCAGUACUAAUUGCUUGGGGUGACAAAGAUCCAUGGGAACCCAUUGAGCUUGGAAGAGCUUAUGGUAACUUUGAUACUGUUGAAGAUUUUGUUGCCUUGCCUGGUGUAGGCCACUGCCCUCAGGAUGAAGCACCGCAUCUGGUGAACCCGUUGGUGGAGUCAUUUGUAGAACGCCACUCUGCAACCAGGGCUGGUGUUUCUUUGGGUUCGGGAUCCACAGUGUGAGAGAAUGCUCGUCAACUGUUGAUUGUCAUUGUGUUGGUGAUGAAGAUGGUUUACUUGCUUGUGGUGCCGAGUGCUGCAGAAGUGGAUAGCAGAAGGUCUGAGACUUUAUGUUGCUUGGUGUGCAAAUCAUGAUUUUAUUAUCCUGCCUAUAUUCCUGUUAGUGUUCAGAAAACAUGUAACACACUAACACUGAGGCAUUCAGGCAGUUCUCCACAGUGGAUUAGAACAAAGGAAGCAAUAUGUUUGAUACCAAUUGAUGUUUAUAAAAACUAAUACAGUAUACAACAUUUUACAUUCCGUUCA